Molecule: messenger RNA, 1373 nt
Organism: Heteronotia binoei (common prickly gecko)
Lineage: Eukaryota; Metazoa; Chordata; Lepidosauria; Squamata; Gekkonidae
Gene: ONECUT1
Product: one cut homeobox 1
Exons: 2
Coding region: 1-1248 (415 amino acids)
Biological process (GO): regulation of transcription by RNA polymerase II
Cellular component (GO): nucleus
Molecular function (GO): DNA-binding transcription factor activity, RNA polymerase II-specific; RNA polymerase II cis-regulatory region sequence-specific DNA binding
Source: RefSeq, a predicted model, not a curated record
AUGGACCCGCGGCGGCAGCAGCAGCAGCAGCACCUGGCGAUGGAGGGUCCCCUGGGCGAGCUGCACGGGCUGAGCCACCAGCCGCUCCACCGCGGGCCCCCCCUGGCCGCGCACCCCGCCCGCCCGCUGGCCAUGCCGCCCUCCCUCCUGGACGCCGGGGACUUCCCGCACCCCGCGCAGCACCAGAGCCCCGCCGGCCCGCUGCCCCCGCCGCCGCUCAGCCCCAUGAGCACCUACGCCACGCUGACCCCCCUGCAGGCCCUGCCGCCCAUCUCCACCGUGGCCGACAAGUUCCCCCACCCGCAGCGCCUGGCCGGCAACGCGAGCGGCGGCGGCUUCGCCCUCCUGCGGGACCAGCGCGCCCUGGCCGCCGCCUCCAGCCUGAGCCACGCGCCCCACCACCAGCCCCUCUACACGCCCUACCCCAAGGAGGCCGCCGACCUGGGGCAGAGCCUGUCGCCGCUGUCCGCAGCCGGCCUGGGGGGCCUCCACGCGGCCCAGCAGGGGCUGCCGCCCUACGCCCCCCCCGGGCCCGAGAAGAUGCUGACCCCCUGCAGCGGCUUCGAAGCCCCCCACCCGGCCCUGCUGGCCCCCCACGCCGAGCAGCCGCCGCCCCUGGGCCCUCUGGGCGGCCUCCCCCCGCCCCACGGGCCCCCCGGCCAGAGCCAGCUGCUGCGCGGGGCCCCCCGAGAGGCGGGCGGCGAGGAGAUCAACACGCGCGAGGUGGCGGCGCGCAUCACCACCGAGCUGAAGCGCUACAGCAUCCCGCAGGCCAUCUUCGCCCAGCGGGUGCUCUGCCGCUCGCAGGGGACUCUCUCCGACCUCCUGCGCAACCCCAAGCCCUGGAGCAACCUCAAGUCUGGCCGCGAGACCUUCCGCAGGAUGUGGAAAUGGCUGCAGGAGCCCGAGUUCCAGCGCAUGUCGGCGCUGCGCCUGGCAGCUUGCAAACGAAAAGAGCAGGAAUACGGGAAGGACCGAGGAAACACUCCCAAAAAGCCCAGGUUGGUCUUUACAGACGUCCAGCGUCGAACUCUCAAUGCCAUAUUCAAGGAGAAUAAGCGUCCGUCCAAAGAGCUGCAAAUCACCAUUUCACAGCAGUUGGGGCUGGAGCUGAGCACGGUCAGCAACUUCUUCAUGAAUGCCCGAAGGAGAAGCCUCGAUAAGUGGCAGGAGGAGGGCAGCUCCAGUUCCAGCAACUUAUCAUCAUCAUUGUCAUCCUCUUCCUCAAGCACUUGUACCAAAGCAUAGAGAAUCAACCACAAACUAAAAGUCGGUGGAAAAGCUUUAAAAUAAAUGACCCAGUGAGCAGGACCUCAAGAAAACAGGUUUAUCAAAUGUUUUUAAAGGUUAUUUAUAAAUCCAUAGAAACCAAA